AUGAAUGAGAUCAUUCUGUUAAGUAUGACCCUAUCCAGUUGUUAUAAUGUUGUGUAUUACAAAGGGGAUGGUCUAAUUGCGGUUACUUGUUCAAGGGAAUUGUCAAGUUUUGAUCUGUUUGUUGAGGAGGCUUGUCAUGGUGUUGCUUCUAGCUCUUCGUCUGGUAUUUCCACGCAGUCGCUCAGUGACGAUGAAUCAUGCACUGGAUUCACUGAGACUUCAAAGAUUAAAUACCUGACGGAAGGUCAUGAGCAAUUGAAACCUCUUUUAUCCGAAGUUGCAAAGGUUAAGAAUGACAGACUCAGGUUCACAGGCAAGUGUGGUAGGAAUGCAGAAUGUCCUUGGUAUCUGCACUGUAUUCCAAUCGAUACCGUUAAAAGUGUCUUUGCUAUCAAGGAAUUCAAUGGGGAGCAUAAAUGUGGUGGUGCUUAUAAGCUGAAGGACCCACCUGUGAAGAAGAAAUUGAUUAAGCAUCUAUUCAAGGAUCAAAUACAGUCAAAUCCGUCGAUAAAGCCUAAUGAUAUGGUUGCUCAGGUGAAGAGUUGUUAUGGAAUUGACAUAAAAUACCAUCAUGCUUAUAAAGGGAAUGAAGCAUCUAAGGCAGAGAUAUAUAGCGAUGAUGUAAAAAGUUAUACAUAUCUUAUUUUGUAUGUUGAAGCAAUAAAGGCUACCAAUCCUCGCAGUUAUAUUAAGUUUGAGUAUGAUAAAGAGACUAAACGUUUUCAGAGGAUUUUCAUAUGUUUUGCUUCCUGUAUGGAAGGAUACCGGUUCAUUCGCCCUAUGCUUUACUGUGAUGCAACAUUUCUCAAUGGGAGAUUCAAGGGAACAGUGAUGGCUGCCACUGGUGUGAAUGGAAACCAAAUUCCUGGAGAAGACAUUGAAGGGUGGGAGUGGUUUAUGGAGAACUUGCAGCAUUGUGUCGACUCUCGUCCUAUCACCUUUAUCACUGAUCAUCAUGAAGGGCUGAAGCAAAGUAUUCCCAAGUAUUUUCCAAACUCUUAUCAUAGUUACUGUUUCCAUCAUUUGAAGAAUAACCUCCCCAUCAAUAAAUCACAUGAGAAUUAUAAACAAGUUCAAGAUUUGUUCCAUAAAGAUGCAUACUGCUAUAGUGUUGCUAAAUAUGAGUCUGCUUUAAAUGAGAUGUGUAUCAUAGGAUGUGGUUGGGUUGCCAAGGAUCUGCCUCCAGCUGCUCUUGUUGAUGAUAUUAGGAUAAAGAUUAUGAGGAUGAGUGCAGAAAGGCGUGAGCUCGGUAGAAAUUAUAGUGAUAGUUUGACUCCCAUCUAUAAAGCUCUACUCAAGUCACAUGUCGAUAUAGGGAGUCCAUGGAGUGUUACGGAGUCAGGUAAUGGUAUAUAUGAGGUUCACUCUCCUAGCUCUCAUGUUGUUGAUCUGAUGCAUAUGACGUGCAAUUUCCAGAGAUGGAAAGUGUUUGGUUUCCCCUGUUCUCACGCAACUGCUACUAUUACUAUGAGUGGUAUUGAGAUGUUGAGGCCAGAAGCGUAUGAACCUGAAGAGAGAGUCCUACCUGGUAUUCUAAGGCCACCUCCAAGAAGACCACCAAAGAAGCGCAUCUGUGGUGCUUAUGAGAAGGAGAGAAGGCAUAUGAAGUGCUCAAAUUGCAAGAAGAUUGGGAACCACAACAAAGCUACCUGUCGUGUAUUAAUGAUGGAGUAG
Molecule: messenger RNA, 1674 nt
Organism: Papaver somniferum (opium poppy)
Lineage: Eukaryota; Viridiplantae; Streptophyta; Magnoliopsida; Ranunculales; Papaveraceae
Exons: 7
Coding region: 1-1674 (557 amino acids)
Source: RefSeq, a predicted model, not a curated record